AUGUCUAUUUGGACGUUGACGAUUUGCAUUAUGUUGGCAAUAUCGGGUUCGAAUUUUCCGGCGAAUGUGAAUGUAGCACUUGCAAUAGUAGUAGUUGUGGCUUUAUUAUUAUUUGCAUUAGAGGUCUUGGUGAAUUUAAUGUUUGCGUACUUUGAUAAUGUUCGUGCUAAUCGUUCUUUCUUUAGAGUGCCUGUGAUUGGAUGUCUAUUUCGAGCAUUUUCAAGAUGGUCGGAGAAAAGAAAGUCUUGGGAGCCUAUAGUUGUUUAUGAUGUUGAGAAUGAUAUAAUCCAAUUGAUAGCAGCAAAGAGACAUAGAUCUCUAAAGAUAAGUACUCCUAAACAAAGUAAUAGAAGAAUUAAUACAAGAGAGAGACAUUACUUUCUUAAAGUCAUGGCGGAGACACUUGGUUUUGCUGUUGUGCAUAUGAAGUUAGAUGUUAUACCCGGUACAUUCUUAGAAUUUGUAUUAAGACUAGGAUUUGCUUUUCAUAAAGUUGAAGAAGAGACACAAGAAAGUAAUAAAUCUCUACAAGCUAUUGCUAGAGGGGAUAUCUCUAUGUUAGCUGAUUGGUCUUUACAACAAAAACAAAAGCUAUCAAGGAGAGGUGAAGCAGUUAAAAAAGAAAAGAAUAAUAAUAAAACUGAGCCUCUUGAAGGCUUCUUUAGAAGAAUAGAGAAGCGGCUUGCAGGAGAUCAGAAACGAAUUAAAAGAAGAAGGUUAAAAGAUAUUGAAGGAGGCUGUUCAGCUAGCGACUUAGAGCAAGAGAAGGAUGAUGAAGAUGAUGAUGAUGAAGAUGAAGAAGAAGAAGAAGAAGAAGAAGAGGAAGAAGAAGAAGCAGAAGAUAAAGAACAAGAAGAUAGCGAGACAGAAAGAAGCAAGCAAAACAGUGAAGAUCCAAACACCGAGAAAAAAUCAUCACCGAACGUCGAGCGUUUGAUGUCUGAGUUGGGUAGAGAAGAGCAAAGAGAGUCUGCAUAUAUAUUUGAUAAUGAAGUAAUGGAGUGCGGCAUGCCUUUAUCAGAGUUAUACCUUGCUUUAUUAAAGCUGCAGCUUGAAGAUGCAGCAACAAUCAGCCACCAAUAUGAAGAGUUUAGAGCAAGAAAAGCAGCUUAUUUAGCGAGAGCAGCAGAGAAAUUACGCUUAAGAAAUAGAAAGUUAAAACUUAUCAGAUAUGCUCUGCAUGCAGCAGCAACAGGUGCAGCAGAUUCAGAUAUUGAAGCAUUAGGAUUUACAUCGGAGGCAUUCAAACAAAUACAGCAAAAUGUUGAUGAGCUUAUUACCCAACAGAAACAUUUGAAGGAGACUCUUAACCGUCUUAAGAAUGAGCCUGACUCUUAUCAAGGUGAAGAUCUUGAAGUUGAGUGGAUAGAUGAUAAUACUAAAGGAGACGCUGAUGCUAACAAAGAAGAAGAAGAAGAGACAGAUAAAACUCUACAAGAUGAUAAUAACCAGCAAACCACCAAUGCCAUCAGCAACGGCAGCAGAAGCAGCAGCAGGAAAGGCAGCAUCAGCGAACAUAGCGAAUCUUCAGAGACAGAUGAAGAAGAAGGAGAGAGAAAGCCUAUAUAUCUCAUCGGCGCAGAUGCAGACGAGUGGGCUGAAGGAGACUAA
Eimeria acervulina is the source of this 1611-nucleotide messenger RNA. RefSeq names its product Chromosome I, complete genome, related. The coding region runs from base 1 to 1611 and encodes 536 amino acids. The record is from RefSeq and is a predicted model, not a curated record. The transcript is spliced from 4 exons. NCBI's taxonomy places the organism in Eukaryota, Apicomplexa, Conoidasida, Eucoccidiorida, Eimeriidae.